Molecule: messenger RNA, 1559 nt
Organism: Aphanomyces invadans
Lineage: Eukaryota; Oomycota; Saprolegniomycetes; Saprolegniales; Verrucalvaceae
Exons: 5
Coding region: 13-1071 (352 amino acids)
Source: RefSeq, a predicted model, not a curated record
UAAGUGACGGCGAUGACAGUGCUGUCCGAGUACGAAGAAGAGCGAAGGGCAAAGAUUGAGCGAAACAAAGCGAUGCUGGAGUCGCUGGGGAUAGAGGCAAAGCAAGACGCCAAGCCACAGAAGAAUGCAUGGACGAAGAAGGUCGUCGAUGGUCCUGUUCGGAGGUCGACUCGAGCUCCGGUAGAAAGGACGCGGUUCGGCUAUGACGAAGCCCCAAGUGAAAAGUUUGGGCAACGACAAUCAAAACGAGUCAAGAUGUUGCGUCAGAAGCCAGCAACAUAUUCGAUUGCCUUCCCACCACCACGCACUACAAGCUUGAUGGAGCGAAACCAAAUUGUAACUACGCCCAAGAAUGUCGGCCUCGACAUGGCAGAAACAGCCCGGAAGCAACAAUCUCUCAAGCCCUACUCGGUGAUUCUCGACGGCGUACCGCCUCACACGAUCGUGACGGAACCGACCAUCACGGGCAAGUCGUGCAAAGAGUUGACCCUCGUCGUCCCAUCCGACAGCUAUGUCGGGCACGCACUGUACCCCGUGGGAAAACUCGCGACCAUGAUGUGGCUGUGUCCAGGAUACCAUCCUCGCUUCUCGCUGCUGCAGAGCCACCAAGUGUGGACGAAUGCAAUGGUGAUCUUUAUCAACGUUGACUUGAACGACAGAUACACCAACACGUUUGAGCGCGAGAACAACUCGCUCUUCGUCUACUGGUUUGCGCGGAGCUCCCUCGCGGAAGACCAUCCAGUCCUUCAGCAACUCCUCCUUGGACCUCGCUCCAACGCAGCUCCAGCCACCGACAAUGACACAUCCUUGCAGCGUCAUGAUAAACCAUGUUUGCUCUUUUUUCGAUUUGCACAGGUGGAAGAUGCAAUGUGUACCUCCCCACGACCUCACGGCGCAUGGAUGUGUGUUCAGGGGCCAUAUAUCUACGGAGGCCAACUUGGAUACGUCCGCCAUGAUGCCGAAGGAUAUCCAUCGAUACGAUUCAAGUUUGAGUUGCUGAAUGCAGCGUUGUUCGGCGAGCCAUUGAACGCACUGCUGGACAGAAUCAACAGCGAGAACGAACGAAAAUGAAUCCCACCCACGACGUUGCGAUCGCAUUAUCAAUUAACGGCCGAGUUGUGCUUGCGCCUGGGCAGCCGCAGUGCCAGCGCUUUCCGCAGCGUUCUUUUGCAUUUGCAUUUGGAUGGACGCGAUGUUUUGACGAAUUUUCACAGCCUCCUCUUCCUUUGCAGCCAACUUCUUCUCGACCUUUUCCAUUUCCUUUUGGAUAAACUCCAAACGCUUUGUCACGUUUGACUUGGCUUCAGCCGUAUCUUGCUUGAGCAAGACGGGCCCGACCAACUUGAAUACCUUGGCCCCGUCCGCAAGCAAGUCCAGUUCUUGCUUGACCAUGCUGUUCUCAUUCUGUUGUUGGGCGAAAAGCUGUCUCUGGUUCGCAAGGACGCUCACCUACAUGCCACGUUCCAUCAAAGAGGAAUCCUCAAGCAAGGACACAUACCUCUUCUUGAAGCGUGCGAUAUGCCGCCAUCUCGGCGUCUGCUUGUUGUGCCAACGCCAUU